Molecule: messenger RNA, 1116 nt
Organism: Myxocyprinus asiaticus (Chinese sucker)
Lineage: Eukaryota; Metazoa; Chordata; Actinopteri; Cypriniformes; Catostomidae
Product: translocator protein-like
Exons: 4
Coding region: 243-728 (161 amino acids)
Cellular component (GO): mitochondrial outer membrane
Source: RefSeq, a predicted model, not a curated record
CGCUUACUAAACACGAGGAAGCGGCAGAUGUUUGCAUACCUCUCUAGUGGCCAGCGUUUCGUAAGCAACUUGCAUUGUUACUGCACUAGACCAGCCUCGUUCUCCUCGCACGCCCAUUAUCUGUUCUAAGAAGUUAUAUCAUGAUUUCAAGAGCAAUCGGGUCAUAGAAGGACAACGACACGUCUCUCUUCGCACAACACUGAGCAGCACUUCGAACUGUCAAUUCAGUUUGCACUGAAAGGAUGUGGCUUCCUAUGCUGAGUUUUACUGCCCUGCCUCACGUGGGUGGGAUAUUUGGAGGUUUGAUCACAAGGAAGGAGGUGAAGACCUGGUACACUACGCUCAACAAACCUUCAUGGAGGCCACCUAAUGCUGCUUUUCCAGUGGUGUGGACCACUCUCUACACUGGCAUGGGUUAUGGUUCAUACCUUGUGUGGAAAGAGCUUGGAGGCUUCACACAGGAUUCACUGUUGCCACUGGGACUCUAUGGGUUGCAGCUGGCACUUAAUUGGGCCUGGACUCCCAUCUUCUUUGGAGCACACAAGAUUAAACUGGCAAUGAUAGAGCUAGUGAUGCUCACUGGCACAGUGGCAGCCACCAUGGUUACUUGGUAUCCCAUCAGCCGCACUGCAACACUGCUCAUGGUGCCAUACAUGGCCUGGCUCUGCCUUGCUACCAGCCUCAACUACUGCAUCUGGAGAGACAAUCCAGAUCCAAAAAAAGACUAAAUAGGCCAGUGAAACCAAACACUAUUGUAACUAACACAGCUUCUUACACAGUUGUUCUUUAAUCCACAAUGAAAAAAUUUAAUUAUGCUUUCACAUUGGCUAAAUUUGCAGUUACUGAUUAGUAAUAUAAUUAAGAAUGUAUUUUUACCAUUCUUUCUUCAGUUAAUUUGUUUAGGUAAUAAGCAAUGGAAUGAGACUCUUGAACUUGAGUAAAAGUGAAAACACAUUCCAUCUUUUCACUAAUGUCAGCAUUUGCACUAAUGUCUUUCAAGAUCAGCUGUGUUUUGUUUAUAAGGCUCCAAACUAAAAAUGUCUCUAACAGGUUUUUUGUUUCUUUCUUUUUUGCUGUCUUUCCUAUUAUAUAUGAAUAAAAUAUUUUUAUGACUUG